AUGAAUGACAAGGAAUACGUCUACGGCGGCGAUGGCGGCCACGACGAAAAGACCAUGGGCCCCAACGACUCCCCUCACGAGCACAUCCGCGGCCUCGAGACCGACCCCAACUCGAAGCUGCACCGCGGCCUCAAGGCCCGCCAUAUUAGCAUGAUCGCCAUUGGCGGUGCCCUCGGAACUGGUCUCAUAGUCGGCACCGGUAAGGCCCUCGCCCAAGCCGGGCCGGGGUCCCUCUUCAUCUCCUACCUCUUUGUCGGCUUUCUUGUCUUCAUGGUCAUGGCCUCGCUAGGCGAGAUGGCCGCCUGGCUCCCCCUCCACUCUGGCUUUACUGGUUAUGCUACCCGUUACUGCCACCCGUCUCUUGGAUUUGCUCUCGGUUGGUGCUAUCUUAUGAAGUAUCUCGUCAUCACCCCCAACCAAUUGACCGCCGCCGCCCUCGUCAUCCAAUACUGGGUCAAGCCUGAAAAGGUAAACCCUGGCGUCUUUGUUGCCAUCUUCUUGGUUGCUAUUAUCUGCAUCAACUACUUUGGCGGCAUCAAGUUCUUUGGCGAGUUUGAGUUUUGGCUCUCCUCCUUCAAGGUCAUCGUAAUCAUCGCCAUCAUCCUCUUUGCCCUGAUCAUUGCUUGCGGCGGCGGCCCCAACCACGACGCCUCCGGCUUCCGCUACUGGUCUAACCCGGGUGCCUUUGCCGAGCUUAAGGGCUACUCGACCGGCUCCCUCGGCCGCUUCCUCGGCUUCUGGUCCGUUAUGGUUAACGCUACUUUCGCCUACCUCGGAACCGAGCUGGUUGGUGUCACGGCCGGUGAGGCCCAGAACCCGCGCCGCACUAUCCCCAAGGCUAUUCGACUCACCUUCUACCGAAUCCUCGUCUUCUACUGCCUCAGCGUUCUCCUCGUUGGCAUGAUUGUCCCCUACAACUCGCCCGAGCUCGCUUUCGCCAACUCCCAGGGCUCCACCAAGGGUGCCUCUGCUGCUUCUUCUCCCUUUGUCGUUGCUGCUCAGAUCGCUGGUGUUAAGGUCCUGCCUCACAUCAUCAACGCCUGUAUUCUGGUCUUCGUCUUCUCCGCAUCCAACUCCGACCUCUACAUUGCAAGCCGUACCCUCUACGGUCUCGCUUCCGACGAGUCCGCGCCCGCCAUCUUCAAGCGCACCGACAACCGUGGUGUUCCCUACGUCGCCCUGGCCACUGCUGCCCUCUUUGCGUGCCUGGCAUUCAUGAACGUCAGCAGCGAUAGUAAGACUGUCUUUGGCUACUUUGUCAACCUGACAACCGUGUUUGGCCUCCUCGCUUGGAUUUCCAUCCUCGUCACUCACCUGUACUUUGUCAAGGCUCGUGAGGCCCAAAACAUCCCCAAGACCGCCAUGCCCUACAUCGCGCCGCAGGGCUACUGGGGCAGCGUCAUCGCCUUGUUCUUCUGCUGCCUCAUCUGUGUCACCAAGAACUUUACCGUCUUCAUCCACACCAAGAACACAAAGUUUGCCUAUAAAGAUUUUAUUACUGGCUAUAUUGGCAUUCCCCUGUACCUCAUCUUCCUGUUCGGCCACAUGUGGAUCACGAAAUCGAAGCCUGUAAAGCCUACCGAGGCCGACUUUUACACGGGCAAGAACAUCAUCGACAACGAAGAGCAAGAGUACCUCGAGAACUUGAAGCUCGACCGCUCCCAGAGCCGUGGAGCCCGCAAGUUCUACCAUCGCUACAUCGCAUGGCUGUUCUAA
Cordyceps fumosorosea ARSEF 2679 is the source of this 1716-nucleotide messenger RNA. Its product is annotated as amino acid permease Dip5. Bases 1 to 1716 code for a protein of 571 amino acids. Gene Ontology annotation, cellular component: membrane. Gene Ontology annotation, biological process: amino acid transmembrane transport. Lineage: Eukaryota; Fungi; Ascomycota; Sordariomycetes; Hypocreales; Cordycipitaceae. The transcript has 2 exons. The record is from RefSeq and is a predicted model, not a curated record. Gene Ontology annotation, molecular function: amino acid transmembrane transporter activity.